AUGCCGAAACAAUACACCCUCUGCGGCCGGCGCAUCCCCCGCCUCGGAACCCGCCGAAUCCCCCUUCUCCUAACCAUUCUCGGCCUCUUCGCCCUUAUCACCCUCCUCAGCAGCACCAUUAGCACUGGCUUCCCCUCAACCGCAAAAACAACUCAAAACCUCCGCACCGCCGCCGGCAGACACUUCACAGUAACAACAGCCAACCACCCCUGGCUCAACAAACUCAACCCGUUCAAGCCCCCCGCACACCCGCCGCGGCUACGGAAAAGCGACACCGAUGGUGAGUCGGUGUGGUACGCGGACUGGUCAUGGCUGCGCAUGCCGUUCAGCAGCGCGGUCACGUUGGACGAGAACCGGGCACUCUUGCCCCCGUUGAAGGAGAGGGUGGCGGUGUACUGCUAUUAUGAUGGGGAGGAUGAGUCUAGGAAAAAGAAAGGAGAUGGGGUGCUAGGGGAAGCUGAGGAGGCUGCUCGGAAGGAUGCUGAGAGUGAGUUGUUGCUCGCCUGGCGCCGGGCUUGGUGGGCGCAGGGGUUCAAGCCGGUUAUUCUUGGUCCUGCUGAGGCGAUGAAUAACCCGCUUUAUGAGGAGUUGCAGAAGGUCGAGGGGAUUCGUUUGGAGCUCAAGACGGAUUUGUUGCGCUGGUUGGCGUGGGAGAAUAUGGGGGAUGGUGUGCUUGCGAGCUAUCUCGUCUUUCCUAUGGGUCCACACGAUGAUCCGUUGUUGGCUCACAUCCGCCGUGGCGAGUUCCCGAAACUGACACGGUUUAGGGAUUUUGAUGAUGGUUUAUUUGUUGGGUCUACGGGCGAUGUUACGGCCGUUAUCAAAGGGGUAAUGAGUGGCCAGGGUCUUGCCGAGGCGAAGGAUGUUAUCACGGCCGUGGAGGCAAACAAGGAGAGCCCCUUUGUGCUGGACGAUGCGCCCAAAGCCCUAGCGUACUAUUCAAUGGCCCAGGUCAAGGCUCUUUACGUGCAGGUGGUGGAGGAUAUGACGGUCUCCUACUCGCGAGGGUUGAAGAGCCUCACCCAUCUCAUCAACGCCCACCUUCAUACGACCUGGCAAAGUACCUUCACUGACGGUAUUACGGUGGCCAAGCCACUGCCACAUCACACGACUCACCUCAUCACACCCGCAUAUGAGCUGGCCCAACGACUGGCACACUGCCCAGAAUCCCCUAUCCCAGAUAGCUGCCCACCAAACCACCCAACUUGCCGCGUAUGCGACGACUCUAAGCCAAUGAAGGUCACAAUCCCAUCAUCCUACUCUGACGCCAGCACGCUCUACACGAUUGGCACCGUCCCACACCCCUACACCACAUCUACCCUGGGGUAUCUCCGCACCGAACUCUCCAUCCCCUGGAUCCGCCGCGACUCACCCCGCGACGCCUGGACAACCUCAUUAAUGUCAUCCCUCUUCCCCGACUCCAUCUCCACCACGCCGCGUCUCAUCCGCUUCAAGGAAGCCGUCGCCUCCGACGAAGCCAGCAUCACCGAAGCCACCCAAGAAAAGGGGAAAGGAAAAGGAGACAACAGAUCAGGAACAAAAGGCGGAGCCUCCCGCUCCCUCUGGCUCCCCGCCGAACAACAUCUCCCCACCGAUCUCGACUGGCACUUUGGCUUCAUCCUCCCCGCCCCAGCGACCUACGUCGACCAACUAGCACCAAACAGCAAAGGCACCAUUACCAUCCCAGCCCUCCACUCCCAAAAAGACGGGCCCCUCCCCACAGAAGCCGACCUAGCCCUAGAACCCGCCAUCCUCUCUCGUGCUCGCGCCAUCGUGCUCCCCAACAGCCAGAAAACGACCAAGCCCGACCCAAAAGGCAAAACAACCACCAACCCUCCAGAACCCCACGACUUACCUCCCUUGCCCAGUAAAGAAGACAUCCUCCUCCGCAACGCCAUCGAAGCCUGGAACCUAGCCGAUACCGAAGCCUGGCGGUUCGCGCGAGCCUAUCUCGCACGGAAAUCAGUAGAACGUGCUGAGUGGGAAGCGCAAGAGGCUAAAUAUGGCGGGGGCAUGGGGAUGGAAAAGGGACGUGCUGGUAAGGUUGAUAGUGAGAAGGAGAAGGGGGAAGAGAAAAUGGGAAAGGGGACUGAAAAGGGGGAUCUUGGUAGUGGUACUGGGAAUGAGGAGAUGAAAGGGGGAUCAGAAGGACGACAGGUUAUUCAGGAGGCAGAAGAAAGGGAAACAAGACCGAAAACGGGAACCAAGAAAGGAACAGCAAGAAUUUGGGACCGGUGGCUAGAUUGA
Molecule: messenger RNA, 2247 nt
Organism: Dichotomopilus funicola
Lineage: Eukaryota; Fungi; Ascomycota; Sordariomycetes; Sordariales; Chaetomiaceae
Exons: 1
Coding region: 1-2247 (748 amino acids)
Source: RefSeq, a predicted model, not a curated record